Spea bombifrons (plains spadefoot toad) is the source of this 1271-nucleotide messenger RNA. RefSeq names its product cytohesin 1 interacting protein (gene CYTIP). The transcript is spliced from 8 exons. Lineage: Eukaryota; Metazoa; Chordata; Amphibia; Anura; Pelobatidae. Bases 41 to 1129 code for a protein of 362 amino acids. Gene Ontology annotation, molecular function: protein binding. The record is from RefSeq and is a predicted model, not a curated record.
CAUUGCGUGUAACAAAAUUAGCCUGAACAACAUAGCGAAAAUGUCUUCUAUAACACACAGAAAACACGAUUCCAGUGGAUCCAAACUGGACAAUGACGUCCUUAACGACAGCACUCGAGGCUGUCAAACAUUUUGUAGCAAAGGCUUGAAAGGAAAAAGAAACCACAGUUUGGCAAAUAUUUUGGCUACCUUGCCGCGGGAACACCGACGCCUUUCUAUGACCAGAUCCGAUUCACUAACUGACUCCACAGGAGCUGGGCCACAGAGGAGGUUACUUUUUAUCGUUAAACAGGAUAAUGAACCAUUUGGAUUUGAGCUUCAGACUUACAAACUACAUCAUCAACAUACUUAUGCAUUGGAAAUGUUGACAUAUGUUUGCAAAGUACAAAAAAACAGUCCUUCGGCUCACGCAGGACUGAAAACAGGUGAUAUGCUGACUAAUAUUAAUGGAAUAAGUACGGAAGGCUUUAGUCACCAGCAGACAGUGGAUCUGAUCAGGUCAUCAGGGAAUCUUCUCAGAAUAGAGGCGACAAAUGGGGCACAAAUUAGAAGAUCGGAGCUUGAGGCCAGGCUGAUGUUUUUGAAGCAUGACCUUCAUGAGAAAUGGACAGAACUACAAACAGUGUUCAGAAAAGAGCACCAGUUAAUUUACGGAGCAGUAAAUGAAGCCCAAAUUCGGGAAGUGUUGAAUUCCCUUUAUGGGGAAUUGUUUGUUCAUCAAGCAUCAUCACCGUCAUCAUUCUUGAAUAAGCACAGAUUCUCAAGUGGAAGUAGUUAUAAGAGCCAUUUAAGUUUCAUGACUGACACCAGUGAAGAAGGUCAGACAUCAUGGUUUGAUGAAGAUUCAAGCAGCGAGGCCUUUAGCCGCCAAUCAAGCAUAGACGAUGACUGUUUCUUUGUCAAAGCCAAUGGACAUUCGUGGAAGAAAUCAUCGUUAUCCCGUCACAGAACCAUCAGUGUGACAAGUAGUGGAAGCGGGUCAAUGUCACCAAACUGGGACACAAUAAGUCUUUCAAAUUUUUUUGGGACACUGCCACGGAAAAGUAGAAAAGGGAGCACUAGAAAACACCUCCUGAAAUUUAUCCCUGGUUUGCACAGAUCCGUGAAAGAAGAGGACAUUCCAGUAUGAGAUAUAUUGUAAUUUUGUGAAAUAUGCCUAUGUAUGACUUUUUUCAGCAUUAAUACAGGAAUAUGACAACUAGUUAUUCUAGUAGGUAUGUACUAUUUUAAUAUUAAUGUGACAAGAAGACCCACAAUUGAGAGGAUUGGCU